AUGAUCGGUGUUAUAUCAAUUUUUUAUCUGUUGCUUGCGACUUAUUUUUCGAGCACCGAUGAACUGACGAAAUAUUCUGCCUCAUCUCUUAGUGAACUAAAUUUGCUCAAAAAACCACUGAACUUAUAUAUCACGGCGAAUGGUGUUCAUAAUGUUAACUUGUAUUAUUUGGAAGCGAAACCGCCGUUUAAAAUUAAAUAUCAUGGCGAUUUGCUUUAUUUGCAUGGAGCAGCCUACUCCUCGCGCGACUGGAACAGAGGCAGGCCUUCGAUCAUACAAAUGACUGCCAGUGCAGGAUAUCGCGUAAUUGCGAUCGAUUUACCUGGAUUCAGAAACAGUCGUUCUGAAGGUUCUGUACCAAGUGACCCUGCGAAAUUUCUCGACUCAGUCAUCAAAACUCUGGACCUAAAAAAACCAAUCAUUGUGAGUCCAUCGGCUAGUGGCAGCUAUUCUGCCCGUUACGUGCUUGCAAAUCAGGAAAAACUGAGUGGUUUCGUGCCUGUUGCACCAUGUUGUGCCCAGCACAGUGGAUGGGAAAAUUUCACGGUCAGUUUGAAUAUUUUGACAAUGACCAGCAAGAAAAAACCAGUCAUUCUGAGUCCACCAGCUAGCAGCAACCUUUAUAACUUUAAUGCAUUUUUGAAGCAAUGCAAAAAUACAGAUUGUUAA
Messenger RNA from Gongylonema pulchrum, 669 nucleotides. The record is from the annotation of a GenBank genome assembly. Lineage: Eukaryota; Metazoa; Nematoda; Chromadorea; Rhabditida; Gongylonematidae.